Messenger RNA from Ruditapes philippinarum (Manila clam), 522 nucleotides. RefSeq names its product complement C1q subcomponent subunit A-like. The record is from RefSeq and is a predicted model, not a curated record. NCBI's taxonomy places the organism in Eukaryota, Metazoa, Mollusca, Bivalvia, Venerida, Veneridae. Gene Ontology annotation, molecular function: protein binding. Bases 1 to 522 code for a protein of 173 amino acids. The transcript has 4 exons.
AUGGAUGAAAACGGCAGCGUUUCUACAACAAAUAUUGUGAAGACUUUGCUUGAAUUGAAGAAUGGUAUGACAGCACAGGCAAAAGAAAUUGAUGAACUUAAACGUAGCGACCGUAAAAUAGUAGCAUUUAUGGCACAGCUGACUAAACACAUGGUGAAUCCACCACAACACACGGUCGUUGUAUUUGAUUCGGUUUUAACAAAUGUUGGGGGCGCUUACAAAUCGAGUUCUGGAGUUUUCCUUGCACCUGUUAACGGAACAUACACGAUACAUCUUGUUGCAAGUUCAACACCAAAGACAUCAUCUGAAUAUCUUCACUUGUACAUCAUGCACAACAUGCUGAAAGUUGGUUACAUUUUCUUGGACCAAAAUCCUGGCCGUGCGUUAAUACGAUCCACGUCUAUUGUCAUACAACUGCGUGCCGGGGACACAUUGUUUGUUAAAAUUGGAAAUCCAAACCCGAGAGGAACGCUCUACGGUUCUAACUUUCAUACAGUCUUCAGUGGUUUUCUGAUCAAUUGA